UAGCCAAUACAUCCUUAACACUGUUUUUGUUUUAUGUUUAAUGAAAAACAAAAGACGUGGAUUUCGAGAUUGAUAGACACAUGGCAGUAACGAAAACGAUCAAUCAUGAGUAAUUCAGAGCUGUGUCACAAAACCCCCGCGUACAUCCUUCUCGUGAAGACCAGAUUCAAGUUGACCCUAGCAGAGUACAGGUACGAUGAGAAUUUGAAGAACGAGUACCUAGAGACCGUGACGCAAGGCAAUAUGACUCGUUACUACGAAGAUGCUUGCAAGCAGUUCGAUUGGGAGAUCGACGAGGAGCUUCUCAACACAAUGGAACGCGAAAAUGCAAUCGCGUUGCAGGAACUCGAAUCUACGUCCGACAACGCGGCUCUCGAAGAUGCCGGCAAGAAGAAUUGGAGAGAAAAAUUCGAAUUUUUCUGCGAGAUCGGAGAUCUCGAACGCGCGUCAGAGAUCGCAGAAUCAAUUUCGAAGAACGAAACGAAUUCGUCGACCGCCAGGAUCGAAGCUGCUUUCGGUUUAUUUAGGAUAGCGUACAUACAGAACAACGUGCGUUCGAUGAACAAGGUAAUCGGAGAUAUAACGAGCAUAAUGGAAGGAUCUCAGGUGUCAGGCAGCAAUUGGUGUUGCCGGAACAAGUUAAAAGUGUAUGAAGCUAUAUAUUGUCUCGCGACUCGAAAUUUUGCUCGCGCCGCGUCUCUUUUAUUAGACUGCAUCCCUACUUUCGAAUCGUACGAAUUGCUGCCAUUUAAAGAAGUCGUGGAAUUGACCACGUUAUCAGGCAUCAUCUCUUUAUCGCGAUCGGAGCUCGAUUCUCAGUUUAAUAACAACGGUUUACUGCAACAAGCUCUGAUCACGGAGUCCUCCCGCUACAGAGAAUUCUUUUACUCCUUGUACGACUGCCAUUAUAAAGAUUUCUUCGAAAACCUCGCCUGGGUGGAGACCGAAAUGAGAGCGAAUCCAUUGCUUCACUCGCAUUAUCGUUACUACGUAAGGGAGAUGCGUUUGAAGGCGUACUCGCAAUUGUUGCAGGCGUACAGGACCAUUAAUUUAAGUAGAAUGGCUAUGGAAUUCGGCGUGACGGAGGAGUUCAUAGAACAGGAAGUGGCCCGUUUUAUCGCCAGCGGCAAAUUGUAUUGUAAGAUCGAUAAAGUAGCCGGGAUGAUCGUCACGGUCAGUGCAUCUGGUUGCAACAGAGGUCAAGCACCCGACGCUUCGUGCGAUCGAGGAUUAACGUAUCAAAACAUGAUUAAAAGAGGCGACGCAUUGUUAAAAUUUCAACGAAUCAUGGCUCAUCGGCUCCUCACGAGAUAUCCUCGAAGUGUUUCCUCGGGGACCAAAGAGUUAAAACAGUACUUCAAUUACCUCCUCGUACUCGACUUCGAAAGCACUUGCAAACGAUACGAACAAAUUGAGCCUCAGGAGAUCAUCGAAUUUCCUUGUGCGGCAGUGUCCACGAGCAGCUGGCAGAUAGAAAAUCUUUUUCAUCAGUACGUCAAGCCCAGAGCGCAUCCCGUGCUCACCUCUUUCUGCACAGAACUCACCGGCAUCAUACAGGGCAUGGUCGAAGAUCAACCACAUUUUCCGGAAGUGUUCGAAAAAUUUCAAGACUGGUUAGACGAGAACAAUUAUUUUAAAGACGGGAACGAUUGUGCGUUUCUCACGUGCGGAGAUUGGGACUUAAAAAUGAUGUUACCGAAACAAUGCGAGCUGGUGGACAUACCUGUACCUCAUCGGUUUAAGAGGUGGAUAAAUCUGAAAGGUGCCUUCUGCGAUUCGGCCGAUUAUUAUCCGCGAAAUUUAGUAGACAUGCUGUCACAUUUGAAACUUCCCCUGGAGGGAAGAUUGCACUCGGGCAUCGAUGAUGUGAAGAACAUGGUUAGGAUAAUACAGACUCUCCACUCGCGAUACAAUACACAGUUUAAAAUAAACUCAGCGCACAAAGAUGUUAUUCAACAGUACAAGACUCUAAAAUAGGAAUAGAACUGAAACGAUUUGUUAAAAACUAAUUUAUUGAUAAUAAACAUAUUUCCAAUAUAAAAAUGCGAAACUAUA
Molecule: messenger RNA, 2055 nt
Organism: Ceratina calcarata
Lineage: Eukaryota; Metazoa; Arthropoda; Insecta; Hymenoptera; Apidae
Product: 26S proteasome non-ATPase regulatory subunit 6
Exons: 2
Coding region: 106-1977 (623 amino acids)
Molecular function (GO): nucleic acid binding; 3'-5'-RNA exonuclease activity
Source: RefSeq, a predicted model, not a curated record